Molecule: messenger RNA, 2624 nt
Organism: Notothenia coriiceps (black rockcod)
Lineage: Eukaryota; Metazoa; Chordata; Actinopteri; Perciformes; Nototheniidae
Product: low-density lipoprotein receptor-related protein 1B-like
Exons: 18
Coding region: 84-2624 (846 amino acids)
Biological process (GO): receptor-mediated endocytosis
Cellular component (GO): signaling receptor complex; plasma membrane; apical plasma membrane
Molecular function (GO): hormone binding; protein binding
Source: RefSeq, a predicted model, not a curated record
UCCAUAAAACAGCAGUACCCAGUGCCUUAGCAGUGGAUUGGAUUGGGAAAAAUCUGUACUGGUGCGAUGCAGAAAGGAAAACAAUGGAAGUUUCCAAAGCCAAUGGUCUCUACCCAACUGUCCUGAUCAGUUCUGGCCUCAAUAGCCCCACAGAUCUAGCUCUGGACCCUCAGACUGGGUACGUGUUCUGGGUAGACUGCUGCGAACCCCCCCACAUCGGCCGUAUUGGCAUGGAUGGUCGAGGGCAGACGGUUAUCGUUGACACGGAGAUCUAUAGCCCCACUGCCCUCACUAUCGAUUACACCAACAAGAGGCUAUACUGGGCAGACGACAACCACAUCCUUCUUUCCAACAUGGAUGGAACCCAAAGACGCAAAGUGUCCUACGAUCACAUCCAAGGGGUAAUGGCUCUGACUUUGUUCGAGGACUUUAUCUAUUGGACGGACGGUAAGUCCAAAUCACUUCGACGUGCUCACAAGACGACUGGCGCUCAAGGGAUGGAGCUUCUCAACUCCUGGCAAGCCAUCAAAUCCAUCAAGGUUUACCACUCCCUGCGCCAGCCUGAAGUACCCAAGCACCAGUGUCAGAUUGCGAACGGAGGAUGCAGCCACCUGUGUCUUCUGUCUCCCGGUGGGGAACACAAAUGUGCCUGUCCCACAAAUUUUUACUUGGCUGCUGACAACAAGACAUGUCUCUCCAACUGCACUUCCAGUCAGUUUCGCUGUGGGACAGAUGAGUGUAUCCCUUUCUGGUGGAAGUGUGACACGGUGGACGACUGUGGGGAUGGAUCGGAUGAACCUACUGACUGCCCGGAAUUCAAAUGUCAGCCUGGGCGCUUCCAGUGCGGUACUGGCCUGUGUGCUCUUCCUCCAUUCAUCUGUGAUGGAGAGAACGACUGUGGGGACAACUCAGAUGAAGCUAACUGUGAGACAUACAUCUGUCUGUCAGGCCAGUUCAAGUGCACCAGGAAACAGAAAUGCAUCCCUCUUAACCUGCGCUGCAACAGUCAGGACGACUGUGGAGACGGAGAGGACGAGACGGACUGCCCUGAAAGCACCUGCUCCCCGGACCAGUUCCAGUGCAAGGCCUCCAUGCACUGCAUCUCCAAACUCUGGGUCUGUGAUGAGGACCCCGACUGCGCAGACGGGUCGGACGAGGCUAAUUGCGAUGAAAAGACCUGCGGACCUCAUGAAUUCCGCUGUGAGAAUAACAACUGCAUCCCGGACCACUGGAGGUGUGACAGCCAGAAUGACUGCGGAGACAAUUCAGACGAGGAGAACUGCAAGCCGGUCACCUGCAACCACAAGGACUUUGCCUGCGCUAACGGAGACUGCAUCUCGUCCAGAUUCCGCUGCGACGGGGACUAUGACUGCCUGGAUAAUUCAGAUGAGAAGGGCUGUGAGACAGGCUGUGCUGAGGACCAGUUCCGGUGUCACAACAACCUCUGCAUAUCGCUCAAGUGGCUGUGUGAUGGCCAAGAAGACUGCAAGAUGGGGGAAGAUGAGAAAAACUGCCAGGAAACAGUGGCCCCUUCAUGUUCCUUGAACGAGUAUGUGUGUGCCAGCGGAGGGUGUGUGUCAGCCAGCCUGCGGUGUGAUGGACAUGACAACUGCUUGGAUGGCUCAGAUGAGAUUGGCUGUGUGAAGGAGUGCAGGGAAGAUGAGUUUCUCUGCCUGAAUCGUGCGCACUGCAUCCCUCGGCGCUGGCGCUGUGAUGAUGUGUUGGACUGCAUGGAUCACAGUGAUGAGGAAAACUGCAGCCAGGGUGCUUUCUUCUGCCGGGCGGAUGAGUUCAUUUGCAACAACACCUUAUGCAAGCUUCACACGUGGGUGUGUGACGGCAAAGACGAUUGUGGAGAUAACUCCGAUGAAGACGCUGACAUGUGUGCAAAACUUCCCUGCCCUCCUACAAGGCCAUUCCGUUGCAGAAAUGAUCACGUGUGUCUGCGCUCAGACCAAGUGUGCAACAAAGUGGACGACUGUGGUGACAACUCGGAUGAAGAAGACUGUGAGGAGGUCGCUGGAAGACCUCGGCCUUGUGGGAAGACAGAGUUCACCUGCGGUAACCAACGCUGCGUCCCCAUGCAGCUGCAGUGCGACAUGUUCAGUGACUGUGGCGAUGGCGGCUCGGACGAACAAGACUGCAAAGCCUUUUCCAGCGGAGAUGUAUGUGGAAAGAAAACAAAUCCAUGUGGAGAGGAUGCAAUUUGCAACCAAACGAAUGCUAAUGCUACAUGCCAGUGCAAACACGGCUUUAAGAGGAACCAACAGACAGGCCAAUGCGAAGACCUCGACCCCUUUGGAAGGUCGAGGCAGUGGGCUUCCCUUCCCUUCUCCGUUACGACAGUCCGCGGCGAAGAGGAAGGGAGCUAUGACGACCGGCUGGUUGAGACCCCGAACCGACGCGGACCCGACGUGCGGCCCUUGGCCUCUAAAAGACCCGUUGAGCGGGAGCAGAGGACGGACCCGACCCCUGGCCCUUUCCCGAACACUGGGAGACAAACCAUGAAAUUUGGGGCUCGUCGACCUCCGAUUGAACGCCGCUUGGUCGAGCGGCCGACGACCGCCGUGAGGUGUCGCUGUCUCCACUCCCGGAGCAGGAAGGAAGAAGACCUGGAGGCGUGA